AUGGAAAAUAGAACAAAGAAGUUUUCUCAAGAAUCAAUCCACAGGAUUAAAGGAAACUAUCUUCUGGAUACAUCUUUAUUAAGUAGAUCCCAAGUAAAUUCUGGUUUAAAUGGGUUGAUCGCAAACCAAAGAGAAAGAGAAAGAUUGUUCUAUGACAUUGUUCAUACUGAUAAUAUUGAAGUUAAAGAGCAUGGAUUAAGGAAACUUCGAGAAAUUAUUAUUUCUGUAUUUGAAUCACAAAAGAAUAAUUCAGCUUUUAUUGAUUUAGUUAAAUCUUGUUAUCAAUUAACUUAUGAAAUUUUUCUUGAAGAACAGAAAUAUGUUCAAAUAGGUGGCAUUGUAUUCCCUUUUUUAAUCAAUAAUAUGCCUGAAUUGGCUUAUACUAUGGGAUUUGUGGAAUUGUAUAUUUUAUAUCUUUCACAUUGGGAAUUGAAUCUCUUCAAGUCGAUCGAUAUUUUAAAACAGUGUAAAACGCUUUUGUCAAAACAACAAUAUCAAUAUCUUUUACGGAUGGUCCUUAUCUUUUCUCAAGAUAUAGAGCCACCUAAUAUGUGGUUCCAAUUAUUAAAAUUCUAUAAUAGUAAUAAGUUAAUCAUGGAUUUUUUGAAUAAAACAAAAAUUGUGCAAAAGGUUCAGUUUAGGUGUUUAGAUAUGUGCCAGAGGAGUUACAAUCAAUUAUCUUUUGAUGUUUUUAAGCAAACUUGGCUUCAACAUGUGCCUUUAGAUGCAACAGUGGAAACAAAAGCAAGAAAAAGAUAUCUUUUUGAAAAAUUAUCAAAUGACUCUGAAAUGAUCUAUUUUAAAAAAAGGCCUGUAAGUUGA
This is a messenger RNA of Arxiozyma heterogenica, 822 nucleotides long. RefSeq lists its product as uncharacterized. Bases 1 to 822 code for a protein of 273 amino acids. The transcript has a single exon. The record is from RefSeq and is a predicted model, not a curated record. NCBI's taxonomy places the organism in Eukaryota, Fungi, Ascomycota, Saccharomycetes, Saccharomycetales, Saccharomycetaceae.